Candidozyma auris is the source of this 1227-nucleotide messenger RNA. Its product is annotated as alkene reductase. The coding region runs from base 1 to 1227 and encodes 408 amino acids. NCBI's taxonomy places the organism in Eukaryota, Fungi, Ascomycota, Pichiomycetes, Serinales, Metschnikowiaceae. The transcript has a single exon. The record is from RefSeq and is a predicted model, not a curated record. Gene Ontology annotation, molecular function: NADPH dehydrogenase activity; FMN binding.
AUGGUUUCUCAAGUUACUCCCAAAGCUUUAAAAAACUCUAAGCUCUUCCAGCCAAUCAAAGUCGGCAAGAACGAGUUCUCCAACAGAGUGGUGUUUGCACCCUCCACCAGAUUCAGAGCUGCUCAGGACCACACUCCCUCGGAUCUUCAAUUGCAGUACUACGACGACAGAACAAAGUACCCAGGCACGUUGAUCAUCACGGAAGGUACAGUGCCAAACGAAAAGACGGGCACUUACGCUGGUGUUCCAGGUAUUUUCACUGAAAACCACAUCAAGGGCUGGAAGAAGAUCAAUGACAAGAUCCACGAGAACAAGUCCUUCUCGAGUAUCCAACUCUGGGGCUUGGGAAGAGCCGCAGACCCUGCCCAGAACAAGAAAGAGGGCCAGAAGUACCAGGCGCCUUCUCCUAUCUACCAGGAUGAGGAGGCUGAAAAGGCCGCUAAGGAGGCUGGCAACGAGUUGGUCGCUUACACCACUGAGGAAGUUGACCAGUUGAUCGAGGAGUACGUGAAGACCGCUAGAAACGCAAUUGCUGCGGGUUUUGAUUACGUCGAGCUCCAUGGUGCUCACGGUUACUUGCUUAACCAGUUUUUCGAGGCCUCUUCCAACCAAAGAACCGACAAGUACGGUGGGUCCAUUGAAAACAGAGCACGUUUCCCAUUGGCUCUCGUUGACCGCCUCACUGAAGAGAUCGGUGCCGAGAGAUUGGCUAUCAGAAUCUCUCCAUGGGCCAAGUUUUUGGGCAUGAAGGGUGUCGAUGACAAGGAGGCUCACCCUAUUGCCACAUACGGCUACUUUUUGGGACAAUUGCAACAGAGGGCAGAUGCUGGCAAGCAGCUUGCUUAUGUGUCCAUUGUGGAGCCAAGAGUAGCAGGCAAUGUCGAUGUUGAGGCUGAGAACAUCCACGGCGACAAUACCUUCGUCAAGACCAUCUGGAAGGGUGUUCUUGUUAGAGCAGGCAACUACACAUAUGACGCUCCAGAUUUCAAGCAGCUCUUGGAAGACAUCGACGAUGGACGUACCUUGGUUGGGUUCUCUAGAUUCUUCAUCUCGAACCCUGACUUGGUGUACAGACUUCGUGACGGCAAGACCUUGACUCCAUACGACAGGUCCACUUUCUAUGCUGACAACAACUGGGGAUACAACACGUAUGAUGUGAGCGAUGGAAAGCAGAAGUUUGACGAAGAGGCCGAGAAGGCUCGCAAGCCAACCACGCUUGUGGCCUAG